ACUAAAUACAACUCACGAGGGUCCAUGCGCUCGUCCCACUAGCUUUACCCAGAAUUCCAUGCGAACAUCAUAAUAAAUAAUCAAGAUGGCGCUAAAGGCGGUGGUCGGUCAAAGGAUUAUGAAUGAGAUCUUUUCUCCUCUGAAAAAGCGAAACGAAUGGAAGGUUUUAAUCGUAGAUCAGCUGAGUAUGCGCAUAUUGUCAUCAUGUUGUCGCAUGAAGGACAUGACCAAUCAGGGCAUCACACUGGUGGAAGACCUUAUGAAGAAACGCGAGCCCCUGCGAACAUUGGAGGCCAUAUACAUCAUGCAGCCAUCUGAGAAGUCAGUCGCCCAGUUAAUCAAUGACUUCAAGGAGCCUCUUGUCCCACAGUACAAGUAUGCCCACGUCUUCUUCACAGAGUGUUGCCCCAACGAGCUGUUCAGCACUCUCAACAAGAGUCCCGCCAAGCCCAAGAUCAUGACACUGAAGGAAAUCAACAUUGCUUUCAUGCCAUACGAAUCCUCGGUGUACUCCUUGGACUCACCGGAGAGUUUCAACAGCUUCUACAACCCAGUGCGCAUGGGUGGUAGCUCCGUGAUGAUUGAGAGAAUUGCUGAACAGAUAGCCACGCUGUGUGCAUCACUGGGGGAAUACCCUGCUAUACGCUAUCGUGGUGAGUUUGAUCGUAAUCUGGAGGUAGCACAGAUGAUUCAGAGUAAACUGGAUGCAUACAAGGCAGAUGAGCCUACCAUGGGGGAGGGACCUGAGAAGCAUCGUUCCCAGCUGAUUGUUCUGGACCGUGGCUUUGACGUGGUGUCACCCUUGCUCCAUGAGUUGACCUUUCAAGCUAUGGCCAAUGACCUCUUGCCCAUUGAGAAUGACGUCUACAGGUAUGAGGCAAGUGGCAGUGAUAUGAACGACCAGGAAGUACUCCUGGACGAGAAUGACGAUCUUUGGACCGGCUUGCGUCACCAGCACAUUGCAGAUGUCUCCCAGGCCAUCACAACUCAGCUGAAAAAUUUUGCCAAGGCCAAGAUCGGUGGCAAGAUGGGCUCUGGAGGUGAAAAGACGAGUGUGCGUGAUUUGUCUCAGAUGUUGAAGAAGAUGCCACAGUAUCAAAAAGACAUGAGAAAGUAUUCCACCCACCUGCGACUGGCAGAGGAUUGCAUGAAGCAAUUCAAGCCUCUAGUGGAGAGCCUGUGCCGCGUGGAACAAGACCUGGCCCUCGGCACCAACCCGGAAGGAGAGAAGGUCAAAGACCAGAUGAGGAACAUUGUGCCAAUCCUGCUGGAGCAGAAGUACUCCUCCUAUGACAAGCUGCGUAUCAUACUGCUCUACGUCAUCGGCAAGAACGGUAUCAGCGAGGAGAACAUGAACAAACUGAUCCAGCAUGCCCAGAUCCCGGAACCCGAGAAGCCCAUCGUCACUAACAUGAAACAUCUUGGGGUCCAAAUCAUCUUUGACCCGAGAGCUCGUAAGACCAAGGGUCCAGACAGGACACAUCGCAUCACUGAACACACCUAUCAGCUAUCACGAUGGACGCCAGUGGUCAAGGACAUCAUGGAGGACACCAUUAGUGAUCGUCUGGACCUGAAGAUCUAUCCGUUUCUCUCGGGUCGUAAUCCGGCGUCAAGCUAUGGAGGAGGGUCUAACCCAAGGAGUGCUCGAUAUGGCCAUUGGCACAAGGACAAGCAAGCGACUAACUACAAGAGCGGCCCGCGUCUGAUCAUCUUCAUCGUCGGUGGCGUGUCUUACUCUGAGAUGAGAUGUGCAUAUGAGGUCAAUAAGAGCCCACAGUUCAACAAGUGGGAGUGCUACAUUGGAUCCACUCACAUUUUGACUCCCGAGGGAUUCUUGACGGAUCUCCGUGACCUCAGCAACAGCUGAAUGCUGGCAACCAAUCACAGACCUAUUGAGCCGGGCAGUAGCCAAUCAGAUCCCAGCAAAUUAUCCAACCAACUCAGCCACAGUUUGCCACCAACUCCGUCAUCAACGUUGUCAUCGUUAUCCGGUAGGAAAAGCAGUAAAUUGACACAACGCGGUAGGUUUGGUCAACAUUUCUCUACAGCAAACAGUAAUGGCAAUGAUUCGGAUAAACACAUGCUAUUGCAGGAGUAAUCAGAACAAAAUGAUUGGACAGUUUACAACACAAGAGGGAGCUAUUUAACAUAAAGUACAAAGUUUUUCAGCCUUUGACUCUCUUGAGCUGUUGACUCACGAUUGGUUGAAAUUAGGUCAAGACUUUUUGGCAUGUGCUUUGCAGUAUAAAAACGGCAAAAUUGUGCUUUAAAAAUAAAGGUCGUUUCUGCAGAUUUUAAACUUUUGGACCUUUAAUAGCUCUCUCUCUGUGCGUAAUAGUUGUCCAGUUUUAAUCACUUUUUGGCUGUCAUGGUAAUCUUCAAGGGAGCGUGGUUCCAGAGUACUUCAACGUUAUUUGUUCCAUAGACUAAAAACAAGCAAUAUGUACCAGAUCAGAAAGAAAUAUUUGAUUUGUGAAAGUGUUACGACAAAACUGAGAAAAAUCACAUCAAUUUUUAUUUAUUUUGUAAUUGUGCAAGAUGUGUCAUCGACAAAAAAAAUUCAGUUUGGCUGGUUGUGGAAUUACAUUUUUUUUUUAGUCCUAUCAGAUAAUUCAGUAAGAGCAGAGUGUACCUCUAUCCAAAAGUUUCAAUUGUAGAAUAGUUUUGAGUAAAGUGUAAAGUGUUACCAUCAAUAUGAAAAAAGUUACAUCUAAAUAUUAUACAAUUGUAUCGACAAAAAGUAAUCCUUUCCUUUUUCCUUCUUCAUAUCCCAAUCCUUCUUAACUUUUUUUCUCUCACAUCUGUUAAUUCCCUUCAAUUUUGGGAAAAUUUCUCAGUAAAUGUGGACGACAGAGUAGUUGCAGUUUUGAAAUCAAAUUUUAUAAUGUUCAGCUGUAAUCAUUGACUUUGGUCGACUAUAACCUGACCAGUAGUUGUAAAACAGUUUUGGGUAACUGGUUUAAGAUAGCACAAGUUCAUAUUAAAAUAGUAAGAGAUAAAACUAUAUAAAUAUUAUACUAGCUAAAUUAUAAACUAGAUUCAAAGAUGUUUUUCAAGUAACAAGCUGCGAAAAUUAUCUAAUACCAUGUAAACGUUCAUAAGUGGUUUAUAUUUGGGAAUGAGGUGUGUUUAAUUUGCAAAUUUGGGUUCACGCAUGUUUCUGCUUGAGAGUGUAAUGGAAAUAAAAUGCUAUGUACAGUCAAUUGCUAGAUGAUUAGACUUGGGCCCAUUUUGAUGGCUCUGCUAACCUCAGUAUUCCGCGCUUAUGAUCACCAUUUUGUGCUAACUGCGCUAGCAGAAAAAUUCUGUGCUAAACCUGUAAGCACGGAAUCCUUAGUGACGGGAUGUACGUAUGCUCAGAUGCCAAAAUUCCUCGCUAACCUGUGAAAUACGCUUACCGUAAGCACGAAAUUUUCUGCUACAGUAAGCAGGGAAUUUUUGCUUAAUGAAACCAGAGCCAUGAAAUUGGGCCCAGAUUGAUCCAUAAAAAAAAGGGUUUGCAGAAACUUCAGAAUAAAAAAAAUAAAAACAUUUAAUUUCUGCACGUUCUGGGAAUUGGUACAUCAUGUUCCGCAGAUAGGCUGUAGUUGGGAUUAUUAAUUCCUUUACCCUAAUACAAUUAAUGAGAUAUUGACAUUAGCGAUUAGAUGUUGACAUCAUGAAGGGCGCCCUCGUGAGGUACCGCAUGUACGUGUAUUUGGCUCAUCUAAACACAGCCAAUGACUUCCCAAUGUGAUAAUAUUCGAGAGACAGCGGCAAGUAAAUAUUUCUUGUAUAUUUUGUAUAAGUUUGCAUGUGGCACACUCCACUUGCAGAUAUUUUAGAGUCGAAGAAGUUACAAGUAAGUUUUAAUGCAAGUUCCUAUUGUUAACGAUAACAGACCAGUGGAGCUUGAAAUAACGCACGGAUCAUUGUACAGUUGACUCUCGUUAAUACAAACUCAGCCGGACCUAGCCAAUAUGUUUGUUAUAUCAGAAUUUUGUAUUAAGCAGAGUGCCCAUCCCAUUCAUUGUGUACAUGAUAUGCACAGUUGGGCCCAAGGCUUUGUUUGCUAUAACCAGAGUUUGUAUUAAUUAAACAGAGUUUGUAUUAAUGAGAGUCGACUGUAUUAAUAGUGCAUGAUGAACUAAAACUUGACUUGCUUGUUUCGCACUUGUGGGGGUGGGGGGGGGUACAGAUUUUUACUCGGCCAGUCUUGGUAGAAUUUGCUGAUAGUGCAGCAGCCACUUCAGCAAUUUAUUUUUACAAAAAAUCACCCAAAAUUAAUACACACUACUGUCUACAUGUAGUUUGUAGUUUUGCUUUUACUUUAUUUACAUUCCUGUGUUUGGCAGUUUUGUGUGCUUAGCUGUGAUAUCAGACUUAAAGUCAAAGUGGACUGUGUAUAAAAGAAACCUGAAUCUCGUUUUUUCCUAACUUCGAACAGGUACAUAUAUCCUCAAGCAGAACAAUUAAUGUAGGCAUGUAAACGCACCUCAUUAUUGGAAGUAGAAGUGCAAUACAGUAAUAUUGAAGUGCUGUACAUUAAAUCAGUUACAUGUAUUAAAACUUUCAUCUUUUACAGAUUUCAGUAAGAAAAUAGAUCAGUGUGUGUGAAGGUAGGUGGCACAUACUCAGUAGUUGUAGUCUGUAGAAUUUGCCUUGUUCUUUUGAAGAGUUUAUUUCCAAAACGCGACAUUUUCAAAAAUUUCGCACGGUUAUGAAACUUUCAGGAAUAAAAACAGUAUAACAGCUGUUUCUAAACUUCAUUUUUUUGUAUUCUUAAAUUGUGUUGAAGUAUAUAACAGCCGUUGAAAUUGCUUGUGGGCAGCCAGGAGAGAGAAGAAUUCUAAAAGGGAACAAAAUGGCGUACAUGUAUAUCAGGUUUUGGAAUAAACUCUUCAUUUUGAAACACAAACUGCUUAAACAGUGACGGAAGGAAGAUGCUUAGAUUUCAGAGUUCUGACAUGUUUCAGAAUGUAUAUAUGAGAGAGAUUAAGAACUUUCCAAUUUUGACAUUCCAUUUUUUACGUUACAUAUUGUAGUAGUGAAGUUAAAUUGAAUGUGCAUAGACAUAGAUAUGCAGUAAUUUUUGCCCAAGUUCGAUUCUUGAAUCAUCAGAAAAGGAGAAAAUAUUUGUGAAAUAUUGGAUCUUAUCAUAGUAUAAACUGUAUUGCAGGAUGUGGUUGUCAUUCUAUUUCACAGAUUUUUCAUCUGAAAAUCAAGUUAAAAGUUUAGUCAAAUUUAUGGGUUUUUUUUUUUUUUUUUUUACAUUUUAAAAUGUAUUGAGACACAGUACCCUUUUUUUGCCAAAAUAGAGAAAUGAGUUUUCAUCUAAUUUUUUUAAGCUUACUUGAUACUAAACAAAUUUGCACCAUACACCAUUUGAUUUUGCACAGAUACUGGGGCCAAAGUUUGUCAUCCAGAUUUGGUAUAUUAUUUAUUUAUAAAUGAAGUUUUUGCUUGUAGUUUUAUAUUCUUUUCGUGUCCAAGUGAAUACAGGAGGUGAUUAAGUUGGAACGUGGGUAAAGCAUUUUAUACUGCCAACUUAAUUGCUCACAGUUAAUGCAUUUCUGUGUAAAAGAUUUGUGUAAUUACAAACAAAUAACAUUAAUUGAUGCACAAAACAUAACCAGAAAUAUACGCCGUGAUCUGCGAAUGGUUAAGAUUGAAAUUUUAAGAAUUGUGGAAAUUGUUGAAACUUCCCCUUGUUUACACUUUAUUCGUCAUGAUUAUUAAAUUCUGUUUCUUUACAAACCCCAAAUAAACUAAGUUGUGCAAAAUUCCCAAAACUUUCAAUUUUUGACAAAUAGUGCUAGUUUUCCACAGGCAAUACAUACAUACUUGCUGCAGAAUUAUAGGUUUUUACAGCAGUAUUCACUGGCAUAUUACAGCUUCGUCUCCAUAUAUUGUGUACAAAUUCUUAACGUUAUCAAACAUUGUAAUUAUGCAGUCUUUGUAUAUUAUAUAGGCUACAACGAUACUCCUUUAUCAUGUGUAUAACGAGAAAGUAGAUUUGUGGAAAAUUUGUUGCUGAAAUUUGUUAUUGUUUUCUUCUGUCAGAAUUGUAAACCAAUAAGAAUUGUAUAAUCAAAUAUAAAGUGCAUGUGAAAAUAUUAACUAUCUACUGACAGCUUA
Patiria miniata (bat star) is the source of this 6117-nucleotide messenger RNA. RefSeq names its product syntaxin-binding protein 1-like. Gene Ontology annotation, cellular component: plasma membrane; secretory granule. Lineage: Eukaryota; Metazoa; Echinodermata; Asteroidea; Valvatida; Asterinidae. Gene Ontology annotation, molecular function: syntaxin binding. The transcript has 18 exons. Gene Ontology annotation, biological process: vesicle-mediated transport; intracellular protein transport; neurotransmitter secretion. Bases 86 to 1867 code for a protein of 593 amino acids. The record is from RefSeq and is a predicted model, not a curated record.